AUGUUGUUAAUGCUACAACAAGAGGUACAAAGAUUAAUAAGUUUUAUUCAAAAAGAAUUGGUCAACGUAGCGAAUAAAACUGAGUUACAAAAUUUAAUUUCAUUAAUAUCUAAAUUAGAGGAUAAGAUUGCAAAACAAAAAUUAGACAUUCAACAAUUGAUAGAUAACAUUCCAGAUGAAAAUGAAGAUACGUUUCAACAGGAAUUAAAUGCUCUGGAAACUAAACUUAACAGUGAAUUACAAAAAGAACUAACAAAUAUUAAAAAACAAAUACAAAACAUAGAUGAUAGCGAAAUCAAAACCUAUAUUCAACAACAAAUACAAAACAUAGAUGAUAGCGAAAUCAAAAACUAUAUUCAUCAACAAAUACAGAACAUUGAUGAUAGUGUUAUUCAACAACAGAUAACCACUAUUAAUAACCUAGUUUUAAAACAGGACAAAAAUAUACUCGCAUUAGAAAAAAAGUUUCUCAAGAAAGAAUCAUAUUAUUUUAAACUUCCAUUUCAAAAUUUGAGUGAUGAAGAUGUUUCUAUUACUGAUAAUAUUGAUAGAUCAAAAGGCUAUGAAUAUAAAAAAUAUGGAUUUACAAGACAAAAUUUUCUAAUAUCUAAUAAAAGACGUCUAUUUAACGCUCGUAAAAUUAACGACGAAAACACCAAGGUUAAUCACUUAUAUGAAAUUAAAACGAGUGGAAAAUAUAUAGAUAGGUUUAGAAUGUUAAUCAUACCAGAUAAUGAAGAAGAUUUUCUUACUCUGAGUGAUUUUGAUAUGAUAAUGGAGACGGAAACUCCACCAUCAAUGAAUAUUAUUAGAAAUCCAGAACCACAAACAAAAGAUAUAAGCAGUUAUCAGUUUUUACGAGCAACAGACUUUGAAUACGUAAAACUAUAUUUUGUUGAUAAUGAUAUAUUUACCUCAAUUGAUAUUCAUAAAAGUCAACAAAAACAAACAUUUUUAAUAAGAGAUGAUUCAUAUGUUAAUAUAUCAAUCUCUAUUAAAAAACCAAAAUUUUCAGUUCAUCUGAAUAAGAUUAAUGAUUCGAAAGAACAAAUAUCGUUAGUAACUGUAAAAGUUGUUAUUAAUAAACACCUAGAUGCUUUAUCAGAAGUUCACUUAAUUUAA
This is a messenger RNA of Lottia gigantea (owl limpet), 1122 nucleotides long. RefSeq lists its product as hypothetical. Lineage: Eukaryota; Metazoa; Mollusca; Gastropoda; Lottiidae. The record is from RefSeq and is a predicted model, not a curated record. The transcript is spliced from 3 exons. The coding region runs from base 1 to 1122 and encodes 373 amino acids.